GAAAACGGAUCCACUUAAUGAGAAUUACUGGUAAAACGAUUUCCCCGCACUACAAUCUGUACGUAAUAAUAAUCGCUAUAAGAUUUAAGGAAUAUGCGUUGUGCGGCGCGUAUUAAUAUUCGGAUUUUUCCAAUGAACGGUAGCUGUUCUACAAUAAUACAAAAUUUAGCAUAUAAUGACAUGUUAUAAAUAUAAAUUAUAGAAUGAAGCUGCAGUGACAGUGAAAUUAACGUAACAAAUUUUUAUGCAUGUUUAAUGAGUGACAUAUAUCAAAUGUAUUCUGAUUUGAUGAAAUUGAGAUUCAAGUUUUUUUUUUUAAUAAAUAAACAUUAGUGAAAUAGGUGUAUAAAAGUAGUAUAUAAAAGUGUAGUGCAGAUUGGAAAAGAAAUAUUUACAUGGUGUCAUAGGAUGACUGACCCGAAAAUCGAAAUGCAUUAUACACCACCAAGUUCGGAUACUAUUCAAACAAAACCUUUUCCUAUUCGUGGUGAACGAGCUAAUUUUGUAAAUAAGCCACAUGUAAUUGCUAUGGUAGGAUUACCUGCCCGUGGCAAGACAUAUAUUUCAAAAAAAUUAUGCAGAUAUCUCAAUUGGAUCGGUAUAAGUACAAAAGUGUUCAAUUUAGGAGAAUAUAGACGACAUGCAACUACCGCUUAUCAAUGCCAUGAAUUUUUCCGUCCUGAUAAUAUUAAGGCAAUGGCAAUACGUACUCAAUGUGCAAUGGAUGCCCUUAAAGAUGUUUGUCAAUGGUUGGAAAGCGGAGAUGGAGAAGUGGCUGUAUUUGAUGCCACCAAUUCUACUAUCGAAAGACGACAACUUAUUAGAAACAUUGUAGUUGAGAAAAUGGGAUUUAAACUUUUUUUUGUUGAAUCUGUCUGUAAUGAUCCUGAAAUCGUUGAGCAAAAUAUCAUGGAAGUAAAAGUAAGUAGUCCAGAUUAUGCAAAUAUGAAUAAAGAAGAAGUAUUGGCAGACUUCAUGUUACGAAUUGAACAUUAUCAAGAAAAAUAUCAACCAUUGGAUGAAGCUCAAGAAAGCGACCUUUCUUUUAUGAAAAUUUACAACACUGGCGAAAAAGUGCUAGUCCAUAAACAUGAAGGUCACAUACAAAGUAGGAUAGUUUAUUAUCUUAUGAACAUCCAUAUAGUGCCACGUACGAUCUAUUUAACUAGGCACGGUGAAAGUGUGAUGAACCUUGAAAGUAAAAUAGGUGGAGAUUCAGUGUUAAGUGAAAGAGGCUGGGAAUAUGCCAAAGCAUUGUCUAAUUAUAUUACUAGCCAAGAUAUUCAGGGAUUGCGAGUAUGGACUAGCUGGCUGAAAAGAACUAUUCAAACAGCAAGCGAUGUGAAUGCACCUCAAGAAAGGUGGAAGGCGCUAAACGAGAUUGAUGCAGGUAUUUGCGAAGAAAUGACAUAUGAAGAAAUUGCAGAAAAGUAUCCAACAGAUUUUGCUGCAAGAGAUCAAAAUAAAUUCUCUUAUCGUUAUCCAAGAGGAGAAAGUUAUGAAGAUUUGGUCGCACGAUUAGAACCGGUAAUAAUGGAACUAGAACGGCAAGGUAACGUUCUAGUUGUUAGCCAUCAAGCGGUUUUACGAUGUCUACUUGCUUAUUUCCUAGACAAAAAUGCGGAUGAAUUACCGUAUUUACAAGUUCCAUUACAUACUAUUAUUAAAUUAACACCUGUUGCUUAUGGUUGUAAAGUGGAACAUAUUCGAUUACCAAUUGAUGCAGUGGACACACAUCGACCAAAACCAAAGAUCCCAGGAUAUCUUGAAGAACGAUUCCGAAGAAAAGAAAAAUUGCUUCGCACGUGAUAACAACAACAUUGUAGCAUGACAGAGCUAAUUUUAAUCAUCGUUACAAGAUGCUGAAGACAGCAUUCUUUCGGCAGCUGGCUGCCUUUGCACGAUGCAACGAGCAUCCAAUUUAGCUUUCUACACUUUAAAAAGUUUUAGACGAAGUAUAUCUGACAGCAAGCGAUGUUGUUUCUAUACGAGUUAUUAUUUGAUUAAAGGUUUCUUUUUUGUUCAAUUUUUUAACAGUAUAAUGUUACAGUAUAUUAAAUUUUGAUUUUUAAAUUUUCAAAAAUAUGUUUGAAAAGAUAGAUAUUUUAUUAAAUAAAAUCAUUAAAAGAACUCUGUAAAAAUUAAAAUGAAUAUAUAACCACUUAUGUAAAUUAAUUUCAAUUCAGAGUUUUAUUAUUAUACAAAAUUUCAAAAAAUCUUGAGAAUUAUAUUUAAAAUUAUUUGUUUCUAGUGUUUGAUUUACUAUAUAUUUUGUGUUGUUUAUUAAUCAUUAAUAAAAAAAAGAAAGUCGAUUCCCAUAUAUAUAAUUUCUAAAGAAUAUAUAAUAGUGGUUAUACAUAUAGUGAUGUUAUGUAUCUUAUGAAAAUAUUUUAUUGUUAUCAUGUUUCGGCGAUUAUCGAACUACAUAUAAUAUGAUCAAAAAUAGUUGAAUCAUUAAAUCAUUAAAUAUAUAGAAACUAUUGUGAAAUGAAAAUUAUAUUAUAUUUCAAAAAAAGUUAAUCGCCUUACGUGAUAAUCUAAUUACUGAUAUAAGAAUAUAGAUUCCGAAAUAAUUUUGUCGAGAUUCUGCUGUGUGAAAGAUUGAAAACUUUUUGAAGUAUAAUUUAUUUUAAGAAAAGUGUACAUAUUUUUUUAAUGCCCUUCAUGACAAGAAAAUACAUGUAUUUGAAAUCAA
Messenger RNA from Apis cerana (Asiatic honeybee), 2695 nucleotides. It is a transcript of the gene Pfrx, whose product is annotated as 6-phosphofructo-2-kinase/fructose-2,6-biphosphatase. Gene Ontology annotation, cellular component: cytosol. NCBI's taxonomy places the organism in Eukaryota, Metazoa, Arthropoda, Insecta, Hymenoptera, Apidae. Gene Ontology annotation, molecular function: fructose-2,6-bisphosphate 2-phosphatase activity; 6-phosphofructo-2-kinase activity; ATP binding. Gene Ontology annotation, biological process: fructose metabolic process; fructose 2,6-bisphosphate metabolic process. The record is from RefSeq and is a predicted model, not a curated record.